Melanotaenia boesemani (Boeseman's rainbowfish) is the source of this 1564-nucleotide messenger RNA. RefSeq lists its product as uncharacterized. Gene Ontology annotation, molecular function: DNA binding. The coding region runs from base 44 to 1507 and encodes 487 amino acids. The record is from RefSeq and is a predicted model, not a curated record. The transcript is spliced from 7 exons. NCBI's taxonomy places the organism in Eukaryota, Metazoa, Chordata, Actinopteri, Atheriniformes, Melanotaeniidae.
UGGAGUCUGUGUUUUGUUCCACCCAGAUCAAUAUUUGAAAAGGAUGGACAAAAAGAAAAUACCAGCAAAAAAGAGAGUACGGGUUCCCACCCAGAAAAUGAAGGACCUGCAGAACUCCCCUCCACCAAAUGAGCAAUCUGGGUGUUUUGCAUUUGUCAGAUGGGAGGAUGGUUAUACUGCCAAAAUCUUUACACGAUUUGACAUAUUGGCAAGAGAUGAGGCUCCUGUGCAGCUGCAAGAUCUUAGAUCAGGAGAUCCUGUUUUAGCAAAGUGGUCAGAUGGUAAAUUUUAUAGGGCCACUGUUGAAUUUAUUUCAGAGGGAGAUCAGGCUAAUCCACCAAAAAGCCGCCAAACUCCACAGGAGUCUUUUUUAAAUAUGCUAAAGGAUGAUGAGCCAUUAGACUCAACGUCAGGGUCUGACACCAUCAUAAUAGAUAGGAGUCCACUGUCUGAACAUGGUGAGCCAAUCACUGCGCCGAAUCCAUCACCUGAUGGGGGACAUGUAACAGGCCGCAGCACCGCUGGCCCACCAUCCUAUAGCUCUAACAAAGGGGACACCAUUGGUCCAUCACCCUAUGGAGGCAAUACAGCCAGACCAUCACCAUAUGGCCUCAACACUUCUCAUCCAUCUCCUUACGGAGGUCAUAGACCCAGCCCAUCACCGUAUGGCCUCAACAGCUCUGGUCUAUCUCUCUACGGUGGCCAUACAACCAGCCCAUCAACAUAUAGCCUCAACACCUCUGGUCCAUCUCCCUACGGAGAGCAUACACCCAGCCCACCACUGUAUGGUCAUGACACCCCGGGUCCGUCAUUCUAUGGAGGCCAUAAACCCAGCCCAUCACUGUAUGACCUCAACACCUCUGGUGCUUCACCCAGCGGAGGCCAUGCAGUUGGCUCUAGUGGGGUCAAUCCACCUGACAGAGGAAAAGAACCAGACAGGAAAGAUGCAGGCAGCUCAUCUGACAAGAGCAACAUCCAAUAUGGACAGCAGGCUGAAAAUGCAUGGACACCAUGUGAUGGCUGUAAGGGGGAGGUCGAAAGAAUCCAACGUGAAAAAAGAAGGAUCGAUGAAGUCAUCUCGAGAAUAGAUCCAGACCAGGUCAGAGAGCUGCAGACUCUUUGCGAUCUCAUUGGAGAGAGACAUCGUGACAGCCCAUCUUUAACAUCAGGCCAGCAGGAGCUGUUCCCUGGGAGCGGUGUGUUCAUCUCAUCGUUUCGCCUUGCUGCCAUGAAUCACGCAUCAAAACCACAUUGCAUGCGUCUGUUUCAUGCACUUUUUGAUCAUUUCUUCACCGUUGAGGAGUGUCAAAAUGCAGUCCCCUUUGGUCGCCCUGGCAACCCCUCUGGAAAGGAAGGAAAGCGGGUCCUUGACCGUAAAAAAGUUGAUGGAAUCAUAACUUAUGUCCUGAGAUGUGCUACUCUACCUGGUUGGGACCAAAUCGAGGAGGCCAAGCUCAAGAAAGCCUUUGUUAACAAAUGUAGGGCCAGAGCAGGUUCUAAGGAGUAGGCCACUGCUAUAGUCUACACCCUUUCGUUUUGUUGUUGUUCUUUGUUUGUUUUUCAG